Molecule: messenger RNA, 1589 nt
Organism: Paramecium tetraurelia
Lineage: Eukaryota; Ciliophora; Oligohymenophorea; Peniculida; Parameciidae
Exons: 9
Biological process (GO): mitotic spindle organization; mitotic cytokinesis; cilium-dependent cell motility
Cellular component (GO): axoneme; mitotic spindle
Molecular function (GO): alpha-tubulin binding
Source: RefSeq, a predicted model, not a curated record
AUGGCGUCGGCAUUUCCAAAAUUACCAGGUUUUGUGCCAACAUAAGAAUUGGAUAAACCCAACUUUAGAAAGGUGUCUUCUGUGAAAUAGGAACAAAACCGAGAAAUAAAGCAACUGCCAAAUAAAGAAUACCCUGUCCCCAGAAAAUAGCCUGUUUAAAUUCCUCCUUAAUCAGGAAUGUUUAAUCCAGAUUACUUAAGCACAACACAUGCAAUGCAUAUGCCAAAGAAUGUGGCAAAUGAUUCCGAAGAGCUCUAUUAACCAAGUUGGGUUAAGAUGGACAGACACGUUCUGAGAUUCAGCGGUUAUUUUAAGGAGGCAGUCGUGGAAUCAGCCUUAGAGAAUUACAGGAUUCGCAAAUUAACAAUCUUUUACUAUUUAGAAGAUCACUCCUUGAGUAUCACAGAGCCAAAAUAAGAAAACAGUGGAGUUCCUCAGGGAGCUUUCUUGAAAAGACAAAAAGUGUUAAGGGCUGAUGGUUCGAAGACAUUUAUUACACCAGAAGAUUUUAGAAUCAACCAAGAUAUUGAAAUAUUUGGUAAAACGAUCAGACUCUUCGAUUGCGAUCAAUACACUAGAGAAUUUUACGAGGGAAUUGGUCAAUAAUAAGCACCAUCAUUUAAUCCAGGAUGUGAUUCCUUUGAGACUAAAACAAUGACUAAGUAUGUACCUCAGAAAGACACAGUCAUGAAGGAUUAUCUUGAACAUAAAUUGGGUGGUGGCAAAGUAACAUCAUAAAAGCAAUUUUUAGAAAAUGACCGAAAAGUGCUUAAAUUCUAUGUCUUCUCAGAUAUAGAUUAUGUUUUGCAUUAUUAUUUGGCUGAUGAUACCAUCGAAAUUAAAGAAAUCAAUUCAGCCAAUUCUGGUAGAGUUCCAUUCCCAAUGAUGUUGAGAAGACAAAAAUUGCCUCGCAAAUUCUCACUCAAUCAACCGGGAUAAACUUAUGCAGAAGACUUUAUCAGACCACAGGAUAUUCAAUUUGGAUAACCAUUAAUAAUUUACAACAGAAAGUUUUUCAUUAAGGGAUGUGAUCCAUUUACAAGAUAUUACUAUCAAGAAAAGUUUAAUGUUGAUUUUCCAUUGGGUGGCCAGGAAGAAUAUCAAUAAGAGCAGAAAUCAAAUAUCAUCAUACCACCACACAAUGGCAUAGGAGAUGAAUAGGAUUCAUUGGGAUACAUUUAUAGACUUUAACCAAAACCUCCAAAAAAGGAUUUCUUCAAAUGGGUUGACAAUCAAGUGAAUUUAAGAUUUCUGGCUAUGUUCAAUACAACCAAACCAGAGGAUAAAGACAGAGUAUUUGUUAUAACAUACUUCUUGAAUGAUGAUAGUCUUUUGGUUUAUGAGCCAACUGUAAGAAACUCAGGAAUCCCAGAUGGUAAGUUUUUAGAGAAAAGAAAAUACAAAAAUGUUCACAAUAAUAAUGAAUACUUUAUUCCUCGAGAUUUAAUUGUAGGAAACGAAGUUGUUAUCAAUGGUUGGAGAUUUCAGUUGCUUGAUUGCGAUGAAUUCACUAAAAAGUGGUACGCUGAAAAUUUUAAAUGAAAUUAUCUAUUUUGCAUAAAACAUCAUAUAUCCUAGAUUUAGAUAUA